CUAAGAGGGAUGUUUUGAAGGUGGUCAUGUCUGUGUUUGACCCUUUAGGCUUUCUACUGCACGUGAUUAUCCAAGCGCGUAUACUGUUUCAGGAUAUUUGGCGCAGCAAGAUAGGAUGGGACGACGAAGUUGAGGUAAGUCACUACGCAGCGUGGCAGACAUGGUUAUCGGAACUCAACUCGGCUGCCAAUAUUACGAUUCCCAGGUGGAUAUUGACAGAAGAUUUUGACAACCUGGCUGAAUUGCACAUAUUCUGUGAUGCUAGUUCCAGAGCCUUCGCUAGUGUCGCUUACCUCCGCUCGCGUAAGAAGGAUGGCACCUGGCAUGUCGCUUUUUUGAUGGCGAGAGCUAGGGUUGCCCCCCUGAAAGUAAUGAGUAUUCCACGACUGGAGCUACAAGCUGCUGUCAUGGGGGCGCGAAUGUCUCAACACCUACGACAAUGUGAGAUGGUUCCCCUUUCUAAGCUAACGCUGUGGUCGGACUCCAAGACUGUUUUGAGCUGGCUCAACUCAGAUUCGGGAAGGUUCAAGCCUUUUGUCGCACACCGAGUCAGCGAAGUCACCGACCUGACCGAAGUGACUCAGUGGAGGUGGGUCCCUUCGCAUCUUAAUGCAGCUGACAGCGCCACAAGAGAUUCGACCACGGUCCACAGUGAAAAAUGGAUUCAAGGCCCGACCUUCUUGACAAUGCCUGACGAACAGUGGCCUGACGAUGUCGGCAGAGACUUUGAUACGGACUUCAUUGAUGCCGAUGACAAAGAGGUAAAAGCUGUUUUAUUUACCGCUGCUAAUCCUGUCAUAGAAUUACCGGACGUCAAAAGGUUCUCCAAGUAUUGGCGUUUUGUACGCAGCACUGCUUGGUUUUUUAGAGCGAUAGACAACUUCAAGACUAAAAAGCCUGACUGGACUCGCACUGAACUUUCUGCCUUAGAAGUGACAACUGCAGAAGAGUGGUGUGUGAAAGAGAGUCAAAGGAGAUCUUUCGCCGUAGACAUAAAUCAUCUGAAGAGACACGGACAUGUUGACAGUUCCAGCUCUUUGCGCCAGCUUAAUCCCUUUCUUGAUUCGCAUGACCUGCUCAGGGUUGGGGGAAGGAUUGAUGCGGCAAACGUUCAUUAUGAUGCCAGACAUCCAGUGAUUCUGCAUCCUUCGGACUAUUUUACCAAGCUGCUUCUUCAACGAUAUCACGAAGACUCUGCCCAUUCAGGAAGAGAAAGGAUACUCCAGGAAAUCAGGAAGCAGUUCUGGAUCGUCAAUGGACGAAACGCGGUGAAGAAGACGUUUUAUGACUGCCUUAUAUGCCGAAUAAACAGGGCAAAGUCUGUUGCCCCGCUUAUGGGACAGCUGCCCGAUUGUAGAGUGAACAGAGUUGGCCGACCGUUUACUCAUACGGGCAUUGAUUAUUUUGGUCCUAUGCUGAUUAAGAUAGGCCGCAGACACGAGAAACGGUGGGGAGUCCUGUACACUUGCAUGACCGUCCGGGCAGUGUAUGUUGACCUGGUCAGUGACCUGACGACCAGCUCCGCUAUUCUCAGUCUCCGGCGCUUUAUUGCAAGACGCGGCUGUCCGGCGGUCAUGUAUAGUGACAACGCCACAACAUUUCGAGGGGCUGACAAAGAGCUCAAGCAGGCUGUGAUGUCGAUGGACCGAGGGGAGCUGCUACGUUUUGGUUCAGUUAGAAACAUGGAAUGGAAGUUUAUCCCGCCAAAUGCUCCUCACAUGGGGGGCUGCUGGGAGAGGUUGGUGCGAAGCAUCAAGACCGCGCUUCGCACUACCUUAAAAGAGAGGGUCCCCAGUGAGCAGACGUUGUUGACCUUGUUGGCGGAAGCGGAGUACUUCGUUAAUAGCCGGCCGCUAACAUACAUUCCUUUAGGCUGCGAUGACUCACCUGCUCUUACUCCUAAUGACUUUUUAUUUACAGACACUAACUUCAUCGACCGACCCUUUGGACAAUUUACUGACGGAGACAUGUUACGGCGUUCCUGGCGGGAGUCGCAGAGACUGGCAGACUUGACUUGGAAGCGCUGGGUCAGGGAGUACCUGCCUACCUUGACACGUCGGGACAAAUGGUUUAAGGCUGACAGCCGACCCUUGGCAGUAGGCGACAUUGUCAUUGUCGCUGACGACCAACUACCAAGGGCCCAACUUUACACUCGACCAGCGACUAAGCUGUGCAGACUGGACGUCGGCUCCCAAUCUUGAGUAUCAGCUUGCUGAUACUGGAGGUGGGGAUGUCGCGGCGUCCAGCCUGCAUGGUCAAAGACAUAGACUAGGACUGGCUGACGAUAAACGGGACGACGUUUUUUCUUGACUUGACAUUUUGA
Messenger RNA from Ostrinia furnacalis (Asian corn borer), 2323 nucleotides. RefSeq lists its product as uncharacterized. Gene Ontology annotation, molecular function: nucleic acid binding. The record is from RefSeq and is a predicted model, not a curated record. NCBI's taxonomy places the organism in Eukaryota, Metazoa, Arthropoda, Insecta, Lepidoptera, Crambidae. The transcript has 2 exons. The coding region runs from base 27 to 2201 and encodes 724 amino acids. Gene Ontology annotation, biological process: DNA integration.